AUGGGAGAUUAUGACAUGUCAAAUGCUCAAAAUUAUGGUUCAGGAACAUCAAGCACUGGCUUUGGAGGUAAUGGGGGGCAAGAAUAUGUGGUACUCGAUAGGUCCACCGAAGGCUUCUCUACAGGUACCUUAGAUAAAUCUACUGCUGCAAAAUUAAAAUUAGAACAUUUUUAUAAGGUCACGUUGGAUCAGGCGAGAGAACGACACGAAAGGUACGUAAAGCAGUCUUCCAGAACCGGAGUUAAAAACCCUAGGGUCGAGAAAUGUAUUGAACUCGAAAAAAAACUCGAAAAAGAGGAUUGUUCGGAGGAACGCAAGAAUAGACAACUUCAAUCACUUGGACGCAAAGAAUCAACAUUUUUGAGACUCCGAAGGACAAGGAUAGGCUUAGAGGAUUUUAUCACUGUCAAAGUAAUUGGAAAAGGUGCAUUUGGUGAGGUUCGGUUAGUCCAAAAAACUGAUUCAGGUAAGAUAUAUGCGAUGAAGACUUUACGGAAAGCUGAUAUGUUUAAGAGGGAUCAGCUUGCCCAUGUAAGGGCUGAACGCGAUGUUCUUGCGGAGUCAGAUUCCCCAUGGGUGGUCCAGCUAUAUUAUUCCUUCCAGGAUCCUUCAUAUCUUUAUCUCAUCAUGGAAUUUUUACCUGGCGGAGAUUUGAUGACAAUGUUGAUUAAGUACGAUACUUUCUCGGAAGAUGUAACAAGAUUCUAUAUUGCAGAAUGUGUUUUGGCCAUCGAGGCCAUUCACAAUCUAAAUUUCAUUCAUAGAGAUAUUAAACCAGAUAACAUUCUAAUUGACAAAGAUGGACACAUUAAACUAUCUGACUUUGGCCUCUCCACUGGAUUUCAUCGAACACAUGAUUCUGCAUAUUAUCAACGCCUAUUGGACGGGACCCUUAAUGGCGGCAAUGGGCACAGACAAUUGGGUAGCGAGACAAACAUUAAUCUAACAUUGUCGAGUAAAGAUAGGAUUGCCACGUGGAAGAAAAAUCGAAGAGCAUUGGCCUAUUCUACUGUGGGUACACCUGACUAUAUUGCACCCGAAAUCUUCUUGCAACAAGGAUACAGUCAAGAGUGUGAUUGGUGGUCACUCGGUGCUAUUAUGUUCGAAUGUCUUGUUGGAUAUCCGCCCUUUUGUAGUGAAAAUGCUCACGAAACUUACCGGAAGAUCAUUAAUUGGAGGGAACAAUUAUAUUUUCCCGAUGAUGUCCAUUUGAGCGCCGAAGCCGAAGAUUUAAUCCGAGGACUUAUCUGUGCACCCGAACAACGUUUGGGACGUCAUGGUAGCGAAGAAAUUAAAGCCCAUCCAUUCUUUGCAGGAGUGGACUGGGAUACCAUCCGUAACAUUGAGGCUCCAUUUGUGCCUAAUUUGACAUCGAUUACAGAUACUAGUUAUUUCCCUACAGAAGACUUGGAUAAGAUUCCAGAGCAACCUCAAGUAAACGAACGCGUCACUGGAGAAUAUAACCAAAAAGACUUGGCAUUUGUUGGAUACACCUUCAAGAGAUUUGACAAUCUGACAAGAAAGAAUGCUUUGUAG
Messenger RNA from Acaulospora colombiana, 1536 nucleotides. Lineage: Eukaryota; Fungi; Glomeromycota; Glomeromycetes; Diversisporales; Acaulosporaceae. The record is from the annotation of a GenBank genome assembly.